Molecule: messenger RNA, 870 nt
Organism: Lathyrus sativus (Indian pea)
Lineage: Eukaryota; Viridiplantae; Streptophyta; Magnoliopsida; Fabales; Fabaceae
Source: the annotation of a GenBank genome assembly
AUGAAUUUCAACAACGUGAAGAUCCCAAAGGUUCCUGGUAGUGGAAUCGCUGCUUUGCUUAAAGUUAGCAUUAUUGGUGGACUCGCUGUAUAUGGGGCUACAAACACCUUGUAUAAUGUUGAGGGUGGUCAUCGAGCUAUUGUCUUUAACCGUCUUGUUGGUGUCAAAGAUAAGGUCUAUCCUGAAGGAACACAUAUUAUGAUCCCGUGGUUUGAGAGGCCUGUGAUCUAUGAUGUUCGUGCACGACCUCACUUAGUGGAGAGCACUUCAGGAAGUCGGGAUCUUCAAAUGGUGAAAAUUGGACUUAGGGUUCUUACUCGUCCUGUGCCAGACCAAUUACCAACAGUUUAUCGAACUCUGGGCGAGAAUUAUAAUGAAAGGGUCUUGCCUUCUAUUAUACAUGAAACUCUCAAAUCUGUGGUUGCACAGUACAAUGCCAGCCAGCUCAUUACUCAGAGAGAGGCUGUUAGUCGUGAAAUAAGGAAGAUACUGACUGAAAGGGCCUCCCAAUUCAACAUUGCAUUGGAUGAUGUGUCAAUCACAAGUUUGACGUUUGGGAGGGAAUUCACAGCUGCAAUUGAAGCCAAGCAGGUUGCUGCUCAAGAAGCCGAGAGAGCUAAAUUUGUUGUAGAAAAAGCUGAACAAGACAAAAGAAGUGCUGUUAUUAGAGCACAGGGAGAAGCCAAGAGUGCUCAAUUGAUUGGUCAAGCUAUUUCCAACAACCCUGCAUUUAUAACCUUAAGGAAAAUUGAAGCUGCUAGGGAAAUUGCCCAAACAAUUUCGAAUUCUGCCAACAAGGUUUUCUUGAAUUCAGAUGAUCUCUUGCUGAAUCUUCAGGAUUUAAAUUUGGAGCCCAGUGGGAAGAAAUAG